Messenger RNA from Saitoella complicata NRRL Y-17804, 1737 nucleotides. Its product is annotated as putative aldehyde dehydrogenase-like protein C9E9.09c. Gene Ontology annotation, molecular function: aldehyde dehydrogenase (NAD+) activity. The coding region runs from base 61 to 1566 and encodes 501 amino acids. The transcript has a single exon. The record is from RefSeq and is a predicted model, not a curated record. Lineage: Eukaryota; Fungi; Ascomycota; Saitoellomycetes; Saitoellales; Saitoellaceae.
CUUCCUCUUCGAUCAAUCACCCAACCUUCCGCUCAGAUCAACUACAUACAAACAUCUACAAUGGCCGUUGACUCCAUCGACGUUCAGCUCCCCUCCGGCAAGUCCUACAAGCAGCCCAUCGGUCUCUUCGUCAACAACGAAUACAUUCUCCCCAAGGCCGGCAAGAAGUUCGAGACCAUCAACCCCUCCACCGGAAAGCCUAUCUGCGAAGUCUACGAAGCCAAGGAGGAAGAUGUCGACGUCGCCGUCGAAGCCGCCGUCAAGGCCUUCAAGUUCGGUUCCGAGUACCGCAGCCUCACCUCUCAGGCCCGCGGAAAGCUCCUCACCAAGCUCGCUGACUUGAUGGAGCGUGACGUUGAGGUUCUGGCUACAAUUGAGUCCCUCGACAAUGGAAAGUCAAUCUCGAUGGCGAGGAUGGAUGUUCAGUUGUCGGCGAACUGCAUUAGGUACUAUGGUGGCUGGUGCGACAAGAUCCACGGAAAGACGAUGGAGGUUGAGAAUUCGAGGUUUAUGUACACCCGUCACGAGCCCGUCGGUGUCUGUGGACAGAUCAUCCCCUGGAACUUCCCUCUCUUGAUGUGGUCGUGGAAGAUCGGACCUGCUAUCGCCUGUGGUAACGUCGUUGUCCUGAAGACUGCCGAGCAGACUCCCCUCUCCGCCCUCAAGGCUUGCGAGUUGGUCAAGGAGGCUGGGUUCCCCGCUGGUGUCAUCAACGUUCUUUCCGGCUUUGGUAAGAUCGCCGGAGACGCCCUCGCCCGCCAUGACAAGGUCGACAAGGUCGCCUUCACCGGCUCCACCGUCGUCGGUCGUGCAAUCAUGAAGGCCUCCGCCGAAUCCAACCUCAAGAAGGUCACCCUCGAACUCGGCGGCAAGUCUCCCAACAUCAUCUUUAACGACGCCGACAUCGAUCAAGCCGUCAAGUGGUCCAACUUUGGUAUCUACUACAACCACGGCCAAUGCUGCUGUGCCGGAUCCCGAAUCUACGUCCAAGAGGGUAUCUACGACAAGUUCGUCCAGAAGUUCAUCGAGACUGCGAAGGCUACUGUUGUCGGUGACCCAUUCAAGGAGGACACCUUCCAGGGUCCUCAGGUUUCUCAGUUGCAGUUCGACCGUAUCAUGGGCUACAUCCGCGCCGGACGCGACGAGGGUGCGAAGAUCGAGAUCGGAGGUGAGAGGCACGGUGAGGAGGGCUACUUCAUCCAACCCACCGUCAUCACCAACGUCAACCAGAAGAUGAAGAUCAUGCAAGAAGAGAUCUUCGGUCCCGUUGUUGCUAUCGCCAAGUUCACCGAUAUCGAGGACGUCAUCGAGAAGGCACACGACACAACUUACGGUUUGGCUGCGGCUGUCUUUACGACCAACUUGAAGACUGCGAUUCAGGUCUCGAACAGGCUUGAGGCUGGUACCGUUUGGGUUAACUCGUAUAACACCAUUCACCACCAGUUGCCGUUUGGUGGCUUCAAGCAAUCUGGUAUUGGACGCGAGUUGGGCAAGUACGCCUUGCACGAGUACACUCACGUCAAGGGUGUUCACUUGAACUUGGAGAUGCCGGCACCUAUCUAUUAAGGAAGGAGUCCUGUCGUCGAAGAGUGGUGAGGAUUGUAUGAUUAGGACGGGUUUGUGUUUUGUUUGACUAGGGAGAUAUGUGUUGGCUUUGAGAGUCUGUCACUCCGGUAGUACCGUGUUCUUGGUUCGCAGUCGUUUUCGAUGAUACCACAAUAUAUCACAUUCAUAUGG